Molecule: messenger RNA, 4186 nt
Organism: Triplophysa dalaica
Lineage: Eukaryota; Metazoa; Chordata; Actinopteri; Cypriniformes; Nemacheilidae
Gene: tent4b
Product: terminal nucleotidyltransferase 4B
Exons: 12
Coding region: 333-2273 (646 amino acids)
Biological process (GO): RNA 3'-end processing
Cellular component (GO): nucleolus; TRAMP complex
Molecular function (GO): poly(A) RNA polymerase activity; mRNA binding
Source: RefSeq, a predicted model, not a curated record
UUGAGGGGACACACGAUCUGAGAUAGAAGCAGGUCAGAGGCAGUAACACAGACGACAGGCACGUUUCUCUAUAUCCCGAGCUCGGAAGUUCGACGUUUGCUCUGUUUCUUUUAGCUCAACAUCUAUUUACUGUAUCUUUUCUUAUAUUACGGCGUUGUUUUUGCUCUCCCGAGAGACGUUGAUGGACCCUCACAGUAUCGAACGGAUAUUUUACUAGCGGUCUAGGGCGACGAGAGCGAGCGUGUCCCUCAGCGUGAAGCCUGUUAGCGGGUUAAGCGAACCGAGCCUGGCUCUGCUCCGGGGCAAGCGUGCCUACAGCAGCUCAGCGUUUGAUGGAUCCUAGAAUCGCCUGGUUUCAACCAGAACAACGCGGACCUGCCAACAACCUGUGGAUGCACGUCUGGGAAACGACACAGACGCUGGGAAAUCUCUACUUGAACAACAACUGCAACACAGCCAGUGCCAAACCGACCAACAACAGCAGCGAAGGUGCGUCGAGCAACGGCAGCGAGCCCACGGAUCAGCAGGGGAUGUCUAGAUCCAAACCCGACAGUGAGGUCGCCGAACAGUUUAACUUCAUCCCGCUGGAAACGAAUAACAAUAAUAACAGCAGGGUUGUGGUGGGAAGGGGAGUCGGCGGAGGGGGGCCAGUGGGUGGAAGUGAGGUCGUGGGAUUGGGAAAGGGGAUCCCCAACAAGAGGAAAAGAGGCAACAAGGCGAGCACCUUUGGCUUUAACAGGAGUCUGCUGCUGACAGCCGGGGAGGAGCAGCUCUACACGGGCACGCCGUGGAAGAAACGAAACUACUUCGAGGGCAUAGUGGGGCUACAUGAAGAGAUAAAGGACUUCUAUGACUACAUUUCUCCUCGUCCAGAGGAAGAACGCAUGAGGCAUGAGGUGGUGGCCAGGAUCCAGAGAGUCAUCAAGGACCUGUGGCCCAAUGCCGAGGUCCAAGUUUUUGGCAGCUUCAGCACAGGCUUGUAUUUACCUACAAGUGACAUAGACUUGGUGGUGUUUGGGAACUGGGAGACUUUACCUCUCUGGACUCUUGAAGAGGCGCUACGCAAGAGACAGGUUGCAGAUGAGAACACCAUCAAAGUCCUCGACAAAGCAACGGUCCCAAUCAUUAAACUGACAGACUCACGCACAGAAGUCAAAGUGGACAUUAGCUUCAAUGUGCACAGUGGAGUGAAAGCUGCUAACCUCAUCAAGGACUUUAAACAGCAAUACCCCGUGUUACCAUAUUUGGUGUUGGUUUUAAAGCAGUUUUUACUGCAAAGAGAACUGAAUGAGGUUUUCACAGGCGGAAUCGGAUCAUACAGUUUGUUCCUCAUGGCUGUCAGCUUCUUGCAGCUGCACUACCGAGAGGAAGUGAUAAGUCCAAAUCCAAACCUGGGCGUGCUGCUGAUCGAGUUCUUUGAGUUGUACGGUCGGCAUUUUAACUACUUGAAGACUGGGAUCAGGAUCAAAGAUGGCGGCUCGUAUGUGGCUAAAGAUGAAGUACAGAAAGGCAUGCUGGAUGGGUACAGACCCUCUAUGCUUUACAUUGAGGACCCUUUGCAGCCAGGAAAUGAUGUUGGACGAAGUUCUUAUGGUGCGAUGCAAGUGAAAGAGGCUUUUGAUUAUGCCUACGUUGUCUUGAGUCACGCCGUAUCCCCCAUUGCCAAGUUCUACCCAAACAACAAGUCUGAGAGCAUUCUAGGGAGAAUUAUCCGUGUCACCCAGGAAGUAGCAGAGUAUCGUGACUGGAUCAGUAAACACUGGGUCCUGCAAAGCAACAAUGAGCCUGUCCUCAACUGUAAUGGAAAUGAGGUCAACAUUCUAGUUGAGACUGAGGAACUUGAUGAGUGUAAUAAUAACUUUUCAGAGGACGUUGUGGUGCUUCCUCCAGUCCCACGGAGUAAAGUGUCAUCCAAUUCCUCCUCUCCAUCGCCCUCUUCACCUUCAUCACCCUCAUCAUCGUGUCCAUCUUUAACUGCUUCCAGCUCAAGUGAUGGGGACUCUGAUGGGACGCCCUAUAAGACAGCGAAAGCGCUGAGUGGGCGGGGCUCAGAGAGCACAGAGAGAAAUCUGUCCAAUCACAGAUCACAGAAUCAUUCAGCGACAAUACCAACUCCCACUCAUAAGGGCAGUAAGAACCGUCAGCGUGUUAACAAAAGCUCUCAAGGGCCACAGAACAACAAAAUGCAACAAAACAGCAAGCCUCAUCACAAGGGCAAUGUAAAGAAGAGGAAACCUCAGCGUGAGGUAGCGCACGAGGAGCUGUGUAGAUAGGAGACGCUGCUCUUGCAAACUCGCAACCUGCUCUUACUUCUCUGACCACAGAUUGGUGCUGGUGGUAUCAUUUAUCUCUCUUGUCCCACUGUUCAGGGAUUGCGUGACUUUGUAGCUGGAAAAAGAAGAAAAAAAGAUGGGGUGUAUUCCACUGAAUUCAAAUCAUGUGGGAGAGUUUCGGCCUGGACUCCACUGGCUUCUGCACAGCUUCUGUUCACUGCCUAUAGAGGAGGUGCUCUGCUCUGCUGAAGGACUCUCACUGGCAUUGUGGAGGACCUGAGAACACAGGAGAGAGAGAAUUUAACUUGAGCAAUACCUUGUGCCCCGGACUUUUGCCUCAGAGAGGAAAACUGAAAAGACUUAAACGACAAAAAAAAGUUAUAUUAAGGAUUUUUAAAUGUCUAAAAAAACAAGAUGUUAUUAGUACAAAAAGAAAUUAUGCAUGUUAUUAUUAUUUUUUUGAAGAGUGGUUAUUUUUGGUCGUAUAAGAUAAUACAAAUAUUUGUAUGAGAAAAAAACUUACAAAACACACAAAAGCAUAAAAAAAGGAAAAAAUAUAAAUAUAUGAUCAAACUUGGAAAUGGUUUCAUAAGACUUUUAUAGCAUUGCUAAAUUUUUCCCAUGCUAUUGAUAUAAACAUUAAAAUGAUAGUUCACCCCAAAAUGAAUUUCCUCAGAUCUGUAAAUUUCUUUGUUCUCCAAAACAUAUUUGGAAGAAUGUGGGACGAGAUGUGUUCGGUUACUGACAUUCUUCCAAAUAUCUUUCUUUGUGUUUAGCAGAACAAAGACAUUUACAGAUCCGAGGGUGAUGAAAUGAUGACAGAAUUUUCAAUUUUGGGUGAACUAUCCCUUAUACACUGCAGCUCUUCCAAGCUAUGGUACGGGUUUGGGUUCAAUUGCCAACAAUUGUCAUCAGCCUCUGUUAUUAUACCGUGUUUGUGUAAUGUUGUGGUUGGGAAAUGUCUGAGAGAGUGAAGGUUAUUUGUAGAACACACAACUGGUAGUCAUGUAAACACAUACAACUCUGUGCACACUCUGUGCAUGUCUGUAUCGGAGUGCAAGUAUAAGUUCUGCUAUCUUUCAAGCUGAGAGCAAGUAUGUUGAUCUAGCCAUUUUGAAAACACUAUCAACAUUGCCACAUCUGAAAAAUUACAGAUGUAAGUUCUCGGAGUCAUAAGCCCAAUACAUAAUAAUAGUAGUAAUAAUUUUUAUUUGUUAAUGUAUUUAUUUUUCAUCAGUAACAUAAAACAGUGAUGUUGGAUUUAUGUAUGCUUUCGGUAGAGGCUUGUUUUCUGUCCCAUUUUACGGUAAAACAUGAUUGUCUCUUGUCAUGUAGUGUGCAAUUUUUUUGAAUGUAAGGUUUUUCUGAUAACCACUUACUGACCAAGUUCAUUUCUGAAAUCUCAAAGUACCGUUUUAACAGAGAUAUAGAAAAAGUGGUUUAAGUAUUUUAAUUUGUGGCUGGUCUACUUAAAGGGAGAUGAGACUUUUUUUGUGUGAUUUUUAUUUUGUUUUUUGUUUUUUACAUUCCACUGGAUCCUGCUCUGGAAAAUUUUGCAGUUCUUCAGAUAAACAGUAGAUGGUGAUACAACCCAAGUUUAUUUCAUACACUGUAAAUCCCUUUGAUUUUCUUUUUUUUAAGUUUUCAUAUACUCACAGAUCUUGUAUCUAAUUUUAAGAGAUGUUGGCAUUUGAUGAGGUAAUAUUAGUUACUCCACCUGUAUUGAAAAGUGUAUAUGGGUUUAUGAAGUAUCAAAGCCAGUAACCAUAUGGAUAGCAUUGGAAUAGAGGAACAAGAAACAACAGUUUGAAGGUCUUUAGUGCCACAGCAUAUGCUCUGACAGUCUUAUUUACAUUACAUGUAUCCAUUUUUGGCUCUUUCAAUCCAUGCAAUAAAAAGUACCGCACAACAAU